ACCGCAUCACGCAAAAUAUUACGAAUAAUACUUGUCCUCUCAUCGACUUCCACGCCUCCUUCCACUCUCUUCUCUUGCUGAAAAAUCACAGAGAUCUAAUCGGCAUCAACCUACCCGAAUACCCAAAUACCGGAAAUGGCAUUAGAGUGGGUGGUGCUAGGCUACGCUGCUGGAGCUGAAGCAAUCAUGCUUCUACUCCUCACAGUUCCCGGUCUCGACCCUCUUCGCAAGGGUCUCCUCUCCGUGACCCGCAGUCUCCUCCGACCCUUUCUCUCAAUCGUCCCGUUUUGUCUGUUCCUGUUAAUGGACAUCUACUGGAAGUACGAGACCCGACCCACUUGUGAAUCCGCUGAAUCCUGUACCCCAUCUGAGCAUCUCCGUCACCAGAAGUCCAUCAUGAAGUCCCAGCGUAAUGCCCUCCUCAUCGCCGCCGCUCUCAUCUUCUACUGGCUGCUUUACUCCGUCACUGGUCUGGUUGUUCGUAUCGAGCAGUUGAACAAGCGGAUUGAGAAGAUCAAGGCUCAGGAUUGAGCGGCAAUUUCUGAUUUGUGGGUUGGUUUUAGUUUCCGUUUUUAAGGAAGCCCUUUUGGGAAUUUCAUCUAUGAUUAGUGAUAUUAUAUGUUAUGAUGUUGAUUUUGACCCUCGUUUACUGUUAAUUUCGAAUUUGGUAAUCUGAGCUAGUAGCUUAAGACCCAAGAUUGAUCAAUCUGAUAUCUCGGUUUGUCUUAGUUCUCGAUUAUAAGGAAUCCCUUUUGGGAAUUUCAUCUCUGGUUAAUAGUGGUUUUGGAUGCUUUUGUGA
This is a messenger RNA of Coffea eugenioides, 799 nucleotides long. RefSeq lists its product as uncharacterized. Gene Ontology annotation, biological process: intracellular protein transport; endoplasmic reticulum to Golgi vesicle-mediated transport. The record is from RefSeq and is a predicted model, not a curated record. The transcript has a single exon. Gene Ontology annotation, cellular component: endoplasmic reticulum membrane; endoplasmic reticulum. The coding region runs from base 136 to 531 and encodes 131 amino acids. NCBI's taxonomy places the organism in Eukaryota, Viridiplantae, Streptophyta, Magnoliopsida, Gentianales, Rubiaceae.